Molecule: messenger RNA, 309 nt
Organism: Cooperia oncophora
Lineage: Eukaryota; Metazoa; Nematoda; Chromadorea; Rhabditida; Trichostrongylidae
Source: the annotation of a GenBank genome assembly
AUGAAAUGUCCUCUGUUCAAAGAUAUGAUAGGAUUCUUGGCCCAUGGUGAAGUCGAAACCAGACGGCUGCCGCCGGUUUUGAGCACAGCGGCUGAUGUUCCAUCAUCCUCGAAGUCCUUGUUUGGAACCUCAGCAUCCGCUUCGCGAAUAGCAAAGACAGAAUCGUCGACAACUCCUGAAGACAGGGAAUCCCCUGACAUCCCUUCAUCAUCGAAAGAGACGAUUGUUCGAUCACCUGAAGAUGAACAAAUCAGGCUAAGGAGACUGAAGAGGUUCGCAGAUGCUGGGAGUAGUUCUGAAGAUCGCUAG